Salvelinus sp. IW2-2015 is the source of this 2883-nucleotide messenger RNA. The record is from RefSeq and is a predicted model, not a curated record. Lineage: Eukaryota; Metazoa; Chordata; Actinopteri; Salmoniformes; Salmonidae.
UUCUCGCACCGGGUCCUGACAGACGUGGUCAAUCGAACUCUAUUACUGCUGUUAUGGCAACGGCUGACUGCCAUCGAUGUCCCACUGGAAAUCAGACAGRCCCCCACCAUUAUAAAACAGUCGUUGAAGGAACAUGUCGUGGAUCCCAUAGACAACAUGGUUGUGGAGWGUGAAGCCAAAGGCACCCCUCACCCAAUUUUCUCAUGGAGGCGUAAUGGGAAGUACUUCAACGUGGCAAAGGACCCUCAGGCCUCAAUGAGGAGACGUUCGGGGACGCUGGACAUCUAUGCCUGGACUGACCCAGGGGCCUAUGAAGGGGAGUACCAGUGUGUUGCCACCAACGAGUAUGGCUCUGCAUACUUAAACAAGAUCAACCUACACAUCUCUAAGGCCACUCUGUGGCCCAGAGAGGUGUUGGAGCCAGUAACAGUAAGUGUUGGUCUCCCUCUGGUCCUGGACUGCAGCCCUCCUUCAGGCCCUCCCAAACCUGAGAUCUACUGGAUGGGCAAGUGUUCAUCUGGUAGACCCCCAGUCAUGCUGCGUAUCAAACAGGACCGUAGAGUGUCUAUGGGGGUGAAUGGAGAUCUCUACUUCUCUCAUGUCUAUGUCAAUGACUCUGCCACCGACUACUGCUGCAAUGCACGCUUCCCCUACAAAAAUAUUAUCCAGCAGAAGAUGCCUAUUACCCGCAUGGUGUCUGAGGCCGCCCCCACCUUCUUGUCUCCGGCCGGAAGGUCCAGCUCCCAGACUGUCCUGCAGGGGGAGGAGCUGCUCUUCGAAUGCAUCACUGCUGGAGUUCCAACCCCUGUCAUCACAUGGACCAAAGAUGGAGAUGAACUGGACACAACCAACAUUAAGGUGAAGAACUACAACAAGUUGUUGCAGAUCCCCAAGGCCUCGUUUGAGGACGCUGGUGAAUACACCUGCACAGCUACUAACAAGAUUGGAUACCUGGAACACACCAUCGCUGUCCAGAUCAAAGGCCCUGGGCAACUUGUUAGGAUACAUUGUAUCAUGGACUCCAUCAAGUACCAGCAGAUAUUAAAUCAAAGCCUGACUGUCUCUGCUAGGAAGCUGAAACUGGGCUGUGGUUGGAUCUUCCAGCAGGACAAUGAUCCAAAGCACACCUCAAAAUCAAUACAAAAAUGGUUAACUGACUACUCGUCCUUGCUGUCACUGGAUGAUUCAACUCUYGUCAUCACAAACGUCAACAGACGAGACGAAGGCAACUAUACCUGCAUCAUCAAGACUGAGAUAGACAAGACCACUGUCUCCGCCGGCCUGGUGGUGAUGGGUAGSACUCUAACGGUCAUUGCUAUCAAUGAUAUUGGAAUGAGUAAACCCAGCCGCUCGUCCGCCAACUUCCAGACUGGUGGAGCGRCCCCAGACACCAUCCCUAAAAAAAUCAAAGGAGUGGGCACAUGGAGAAACAAUAUGGAGAUCAGCUGGGAGGCACUGAACAACAGAGAGUGGAAUGGGCCCCACCUAAAGUACUUGGUGUGGUGGAAACGGAGGGAUUCAAGGGAGGAGUGGAAAAACGCUACCACUUGGUGGUGUAAAUACUACAUCUACGACACAGACAUUUUCACACCAUACGAGAUAAAGGUCCAAGCUGUCAAUGACUUUGGGCUGGGCCCAGAGUCCCCUGUCAUCAUAGGCUACUCUGGAGAAGACCGUCCCACUGCUGCCCCUGUCAAACUGCGUGUGUCCAGGAUAGAGGCCACCAAGGUCACCGUGCACUGGGACCCUGUGGCUCGCAGCAGRAUCAUGGGAACUGAACGAGGGAACAAACAUACAAAUGAACGCAUGUGCUGUGUCCCUCUAUCCCAGGUGUACUUCUGGCGAGACAGUAGCCAGCUGAGGUGGCUGAGUGUGAGCAGGGCCAUAAAGUCUAAAGCCUUUCCAGCCAGCGGGCCGCGUCUCUCUGGUGUCCUGCCAGGACUCAUCCCUUACAGCAACUACAAAAUGUACAUAGUGGUGGCCAACAACCGAUACGAGGGACAUCCCAGUAACACCAUAGAGUUCUCCACUCCAGAGGGAACACCCUCUGCUCCAAGAUUCUUCAGAAUCCAGCAGAGACAUUUGGACACUAUCUGGGUGGACUGGGACACUCCUGCAGAGCCCAAUGGCAUCAUCGCCGGAUACAUACUGAAAUAUCAGACAGUGAACGCAACCCGGGAGGAGGAAUUGCGUGUUGAGGAAUUUGUGCGCCGAUAUGAUCGCUACACCCGCRAUAGAUUCACCAUAGCAGCACAGACUAGACUCGGGGUAGGAGAGUGGUACACAGAGGAAUCACCCCAUUAUACAACUGAAGCUAAUGCACGGGAGCAGGUGGACCUCUCCACUCAGGGCUGGGUCAUUGGUGUGAUGUGUGCUGUGGCCCUCUUCGUGCUCAUCCUGCUGGUCGUCUGCUUUAUCAAGAGGAGCCGAGGGCGGAAAUACCGAGUAUGGGACAAGAAAGAAGUGACAUUGGAGUCGGUGGAUGAUAAAGAUCAGGAGGGAUCAUUUGACUAUCGGUAGGCAAUAUAAAAGAACUGGCUGAAAAUCAACUGAGAACCUUGACUUGAGAUAAGUAUCAAUAGUGCUAAUGCAGGAUUUGUGUAGGUCAAAGUCAACCACGUACAUCAUGUAUAAUCAUUUUGUGAGGUAGUGCUGAUCGUGUCAGUUUCCCUUCAAGCCAACUAUGGUAUCUAAAACCUUCCACAUGAACAGUAAUCUACAGUCAUAUGAAAAUGUAUUCGGGUCUUUCUAUAAAUAAAUGGGCCAAUGUGUGACAUCAUGGUCAACAUUUUGAAAUGGUUUGAUAUACAUUUAAACAUGAUUUUCUUGCAUCUUCACAUGUAUAAUUACAGUAAUAAGAGUCUAGAUGGGCACAAUGAGACC